CAAGACACUAUGAAGCACGUCGCAGCACCUCAAACUCAAUGGCUUCUGCUUGACAAGACCUUUGUCCUUAGUCUAACGUGAUGGCCAGUCCGGCGAAGAAGCGGAAGAGGGAUGACCUCGAAUCCUCCGCUCAGCGCAACCGGAGCAUAGCGUCAUUCUUCCAAGGGCAAGCCAGCAAGCGGGCGGAGAAGACUCAGCAAGCAUUGCAGACUCCAGCUGAAACUGAAACACCAGAUGAACAGACUCUAUCUGACGAGGCUCUUGCUCGCAAGCUUCAGGCUGAGUGGAACCAAGAGAUUGCCGCUCCAACAUCGCAGGUCGAUACUCCCACUAGCGAGCCUACACCGGUGCCGGCGCCGGCGCCUCUAGACUCGGAGGCUACCGACCUGAAACCAACCACUGGACAAAAUAAAGGCAUCCUAUCUCUUCAGUCAUCGACGGGAACGGAAGAUACGAUUUCUCUGGCUGUGCCGUUCGACCAGAGCCCCAUCACAUUUGACGCGGCCAAAUAUGCGCAGGAGCUGAAGGGCCACUGGGCCGCGCAGGGAGGCGACGCUACAUACGCGCUCUUAACCAGAGCUUUCGUACUUGCGAACGCAACAACCAGUCGUAUCAAGAUUGUGGAUACUCUAGUCAACUUUCUUCGGGUCUUGAUUGAAGGCGACCCUUCGAGUGUUCUUCCCGCAGUCUGGCUUGCGACGAAUUCCAUCUCACCACCGUACGAUGAGAUAGAGCUAGGCUUAGGCGGAUCCUCGAUAUCUAAGGCUUUGAAGAAGGUUUAUGGCCUUAAUAGUCAGGGUCUCAAGACCCUUUACGACAAGCACGGCGAUGCAGGCGAUGUGGCCUUCGAGGCCAAGAAGAGGCAGAGCUUCACCUUGAUGAAGCCCAAGCCACUGAGGAUCAAGGGCGUGUACCAAGCUCAUAAGAAGAUUGCCCUGAGUAAAGGAAGUGGAAGCCAGGAGGCCAAGCAGAGGAUAGUUGAAAAGCUACUGCAGGACGCUCGUGGUGCAGAGGAGAGUCGAUACAUUGUUAGGACACUCGUCCAGAAUCUGCGCAUUGGAGCUGUCAAGACGACAAUGCUUAUUGCGCUGGCCCGAGCCUUUCUAUACUCCAAACCAGAGGGAGCUGAGUUUGCUGUCCAAUCUCAACAAGACAUGGCGCGUUUGAGGAAGGAAGAACUCGCAGAGGUCUACAGCAAUGCAGAGGAAGUUGUCAAGGCAUCCUAUGCUAGACACCCGAACUACGACGAUCUUGUACCAUGCCUACUCGAGAGCGGCGUGACAGAGGAACUCCUUGUGCGCUGCGGGCUACAACUACACAUUCCCCUCAGGCCGAUGCUAGGCAGCAUCACGCGUGAUCUAUCAGACAUGUUAACCAAGCUACAAGGGCGAGACUUUGCCUGCGAGUACAAAUACGACGGACAACGCGCCCAGGUUCAUUGCGACGAGGCGGGUAAGGUGUCCGUCUUCUCUCGCCAUCUGGAGAAUAUGACCGAGAAGUACCCGGAUCUCGUGUCUCUUGUGCCCCAGAUCCGGGGCGAAGGAGUGUCCAGCUUCAUCUUGGAGGGCGAGGUGGUUGCAGUCGAUCAGGACACGGGGGAUUUGCAAGCCUUCCAAAUUCUCACCAACCGCGCGAAAAAGAACGUCGAUAUAGGCUCCAUCAAAGUGAACGUGUGCUUGUUCGCUUUCGACUUGAUGUACCUGAAUGGACAACCACUGUUGGAUCGCUCAUUCCGCGAGCGUAGAGAGCUCCUGCGGAGUCUAUUUGUCGAAGUGCCCAAACGGUUCACCUGGGUCAAGAGUCUCGACGCCACAUCCGCGGACUCCGAGGCCGUCCUCGAGUUCUUCAAAAGCGCCACCGACAUCAAAUGCGAAGGAAUCAUGGUGAAGGUGCUCGACAACGUCCUCAAAUCGGACCUCGAGCUGAACGGCACCACCGCGCCGCCCACUGACCCCGCCCCUGGCGAGAAACCCGACCCCAAAUCCUCUUCGACAUCCAAAGCGGGCGGAGGGCGACGCAAAGCCCUGCUGUCGACCUACGAGCCCGACAAGCGCCUGGAAUCCUGGCUCAAGGUCAAGAAGGACUACAGCACCUCCUCAGAGACGCUGGACCUGAUCCCCGUGGCCGGCUGGCACGGCAACGGCCGCAAGACGAAGUGGUGGUCGCCGAUCCUCCUCGCGGUCCGCAACCCGGAGACAGGCGGCCUCGAGGCCGUCACCAAGUGCAUGUCCGGCUUCACCGACAAGUUCUACCAGGCGAACAAGGACAGGUACGCCGAGGGGUCGCCGAAUGUGAUCUCGCGGCCCAGCUACAUCGAGUACUACGGCGCCCCGGACGUCUGGUUCGAGCCGCAGGAGGUCUGGGAGAUGGCCUUCGCGGACAUCACCCUCAGCCCAACGUACCCGGCCGCCAUCGGCCUGGUGAGCGAGGAACGCGGCCUUAGUCUGCGGUUCCCGCGCUUCCUCAAGGUCCGCGAGGACAAGUCCAUCGACGAGGCGACCACCUCGGAUUACUUGGCGUAUCUGUGGCGGAAGCAGUCUGAGAAGAGUAGAUUGGAGGGGGAGCCGCCCGCACCAGCGGACGAUGCUGAUGAGUAGAGAUCCACCUAGGACAUGGGCAUGACCUAGAAUAUUCAAACCAGCUAUUUGGCGUAGAUGAAAUGAUGAC
Molecule: messenger RNA, 2667 nt
Organism: Aspergillus brunneoviolaceus CBS 621.78
Lineage: Eukaryota; Fungi; Ascomycota; Eurotiomycetes; Eurotiales; Aspergillaceae
Product: putative DNA ligase I
Exons: 1
Coding region: 81-2597 (838 amino acids)
Biological process (GO): double-strand break repair via alternative nonhomologous end joining; lagging strand elongation; mitochondrial DNA repair
Cellular component (GO): DNA ligase III-XRCC1 complex
Molecular function (GO): ATP binding; DNA binding; DNA ligase (ATP) activity
Source: RefSeq, a predicted model, not a curated record